UUUAAUGGAGUUUAGGAGAGGUAAUUGUAUAUUUAGAUGAGCUCACAAGAUCUUGGUAUCAAUAUCCCCUUCCAGAAAGUUGAAGUAGAUAUAUUUUGCAACAAUUCAAUGAAUUCAGCGAAAAUGUCUCUUUGAACUCUAAUUAUUCUCCUAAUAUGUUGGUUUGUUUCACCGACCGAGAACUGAGGGGAUGACAUAAAGGGACUCAUUAUCAGCAUGAUGUGGAUCAAGGGACUGCUUGGAUACAUCCUGCAGCUGGUUAUAGCAGGAUUAACCCAAGAAAGCAUACUCAGUGUGCAAUGCUCCAAUGGAAUAAUGUCUCUAGUCUGGAUCUAUUUGAUGAAUUGAUAUUACAAAAUAAUCACACUUUUCUUUGCAUCCACAAACACCUGCUGGGCUGCUGGAAAAUGGCUCUGGUUUGCCCACCUACUCUUAACAAUUGAGGCAAUUCUCAACUUCCUAAUAGCCGUGUGUGCUAUCACCAGUCUAUUAGGUGCCCUCUGCUCUUGCCUCUCUAAGUCCAGGCAGGGUUCAACCUCAGCUAGAUCUUUCGCUCCUCAGUUGUUUUCAAAAGAAAUGCCAACUUUGGGGGCCAAGAACGAACAGUUCACAUAAAGAAUCAUUAAUAGACGAUAGAAAGAUUUCAACU
Messenger RNA from Moneuplotes crassus, 649 nucleotides. NCBI's taxonomy places the organism in Eukaryota, Ciliophora, Spirotrichea, Euplotida, Euplotidae. The record is from the annotation of a GenBank genome assembly.